This is a messenger RNA of Lasiodiplodia theobromae, 1731 nucleotides long. RefSeq lists its product as uncharacterized. Bases 1 to 1731 code for a protein of 576 amino acids. Lineage: Eukaryota; Fungi; Ascomycota; Dothideomycetes; Botryosphaeriales; Botryosphaeriaceae. The record is from RefSeq and is a predicted model, not a curated record. The transcript is spliced from 6 exons.
AUGCCCCAGACACGAUCAAUUCGCAUCGGAGGAUGCUCCGGCUCGAGUGCCGACCGCCGCGAUGCUAUGCGCCUAUUCGCAGCCAACCAUCAGAACGACCCCGUGGACGUCAUCAUCGGUGACUGGAUGUCGGAGGCUAAUAUGACCACCAAAGAUUCCGGCAAUGCCUACGAGGCUAGCUUCCUCGAGGCACUCGAACCAGCCCUCUUAGACAUUGCCAAACACAAGAUCAAAGUCGCCGCCAAUGCCGGUGCUGCUGACACCGAAAAGCUUUGCCAAGUAGUCAUGAAGCUGGUGAAAAGCAAAGGGUUGGAUUUGAAUGUGGCCUGGAUAUCGGGCGAUGAAGUCUUACCCGCGGUUCAGAAAGCCAUGGACGCAGGGCAUUCCCAGUUUGAGAACAUCUACACCGGGGAAGUCUUACGGGAUUGGAAAUUCAAGCCUAUCUAUGCCCAGGCAUACUUGGGAGGCCUCGGCAUCGCGACAGCUUUCGCCGAGGGUGCAGACAUUGUCAUCUGCGGAAGAGUAGCAGAUGCAUCUCCCAUCAUUGGCUCUGCGUGUUGGUGGCACAACUGGAAGCGGACCGACCUCGACCAGCUUGCCAACGCCUUCGUAGCCGGCCAUCUGAUUGAGUGCUCUAAUUACGUAUGCGGCGGCAACUACACCGGCUUCAAGUCCCUCGAAGACAAAGGUUGGGACGACAUCGGAUACCCCAUUGCAGAGAUCUCUUCCGAAGGCGGGGUCGUCAUCACCAAGAGCCAAGGGUCCGGCGGCGAAGUCUCCAUCAACACAUGCUCCUCCCAGCUGCUCUACGAAAUCCAAGGUCCAUGGUAUUUCAACUCCGACGUGACUGCCAUCCUCGACUCCGUCUGGUUCGAGCAGCUCUCGACCGAUCGCGUGGCCGUGCAUGGCGUCAAGUCCGCGCCGCCGCCUCCAACCACCAAAGUCGGGCUAACAGCGCACGGCGGCUACCAAGCUGAGUUCCACUGGUUCAUGGUCGGGCUGGAUAUCGCGGCCAAGGCGCGCAUGAUGGAGCGGCAGAUCCGCAAGCUGCUCGGACCGGCGCGCAUCCAGCGGCUCUCCAAGCUCACCUUCACCCUACACGGUACCGCGCCUGAGAAUCCAACCAGUCAAGCCGCAGCGACGGUCGACAUGCGCGUGCUGGCGCAGGCCCCCGUGGCCGAGGCGCUCGCGCCCAAGCACUUCGCCCGCCCCUGCAUCGACCCCAUCAUGCAGGGCUAUCCCGGUGCCACGCCGCAUCUCGACCUGCGCAUGGCCUUCCCUCGACCAAUCCAUGAGUACUAUGUCACAUUGCUGCCGCAGGCGGACAUCCGCCACCGUGUGCACCUCCCCUGGCGUGGUGGAGAGGUGCUGGACAUCCCACCACCACCACAGACACGCGUUUGGGACAAAAUUCAGCCUAGUCAGCCUACCACUACUGCUAUCGGCGGUGCCGUAGACCCUGCGACGGCAUUCGGGAAGACUGUUCGCGGUCCGCUGGGCUGGCUUGUGCAUGCACGUAGCGGGGACAAGGGCAGUGAUUGCAACGUUGGGUUUUGGGUCCGACAUCAGGACGAGUGGGACUGGUUGAGGGGAUUGUUGAGUGUGGCAAAGAUGGAGAAGUUGCUAGCGGAUGAGUUCAAGGGAAAGCCGAUCGGUCGCUUCGAAUUGCCGAACAUGCGCGCCGUUCACUUCCUGCUACAUGAACAUCUUGACCGCGGUAUCUACCUGUGA